AUGGAGGAGGAGGCUCAGGAGGAGCAUCAGGAGGAGGAGGAGGAGGCAGCUCAGGAGGAGGCUCAGGAGGAGGAGGAGGAAGAGGAGGAGGCAGCUCAGGAGGAGGAGGAGGCUCAGGAGGAGGCUCAGGAGGAGGAGGAGGAGGAGGAGGAGGAGGCAGCUCAGGAGGAGGCUCAGGAGGAGGAGGAGGAAGAGGAGGAGGCAGCUCAGGAGGAGGAGGAGGCUCAAAAGGAGGAUCAGGAGGAGGAGGAGGAGGAGGCAGCUCAGGAGGAGGAGGAGGCUCAAAAGGAGGAUCAGGAGGAGGAGGAGGCGACUCAGGAGGAGGAGGAGGCUCAGGAGGAUCAGGAAGAUCAGGAAGAGGAGGUGGUAGAUGGUAUGGCUCAUACCAUCGAGAGAGAGCCAAACUAA
Messenger RNA from Knipowitschia caucasica, 408 nucleotides. Lineage: Eukaryota; Metazoa; Chordata; Actinopteri; Gobiiformes; Gobiidae. The record is from the annotation of a GenBank genome assembly.